This is a messenger RNA of Medioppia subpectinata, 2025 nucleotides long. The record is from the annotation of a GenBank genome assembly. Lineage: Eukaryota; Metazoa; Arthropoda; Arachnida; Sarcoptiformes; Oppiidae.
AUGCAAAUCUCGUCCAAACAGUCACACAAUUUGCGACAACUUUUGUGGUCACAAACCAAGACAUUAUCGGCCAUCAAAUGCAGACAUUCCUCCACUGCUCACGAGUCCUAUCAAUACCUGCAGAAGAGCUCUUUGCCGACCGACAAGUUUCAGGCAUCUCUGCCACGACUUCCGGUUCCAGAUUUGGCCAAAACAUGUCAACGAUAUGUGGAAGCGCUGACGCCUAUCAUCGCCGACGACAACCAAUUAAACGCCACUAAAAAGUUGGUCAAAGAGUUUGAAUCGUCGGAAGGGAAGGCUCUUCACGCGGAACUGUUGGCAGAGAAUCAGCGAAACAAGAAAACCAGUUAUAUAUCUCAGCCGUGGUUUGAGUACUAUCUGUCCUCAAGAACUCCUUUGCCAAUCAAUUUCAAUCCAUUCCUCGCGUGGAAAGACGACCCGAAGAGUGAAUACAACACACAGUUAUUGAGGACAACAAAUAUGAUCAUAAGUGCAAUGCGUUUCCGGCGCUCAUAUGUGGAGCGACUUCUCUCUCCCGAAGUGUUUCACAUGAAUCCAAUCAAAAGCGAUACUCAAAUGUAUAGAAAUGUCAUGAAAUGGACGCCAAGACAAGUGGCCACUUAUGCCUCCUUUGCUUUCAAAGCGUUUCCCUUAGAUAUGAGUCAAUUCGAGGCUCUUUUCGCGUCGACACGAAUACCAAAACAAAAUUUCGAUGAAUUGAUUCGUUUCCCGGACUCAAGACAUAUAGCGAUCUUAAAAAACGGACAGUUCUUUGCGUUGGAUGUGUUGGACGCGAGCGGAGAUUUGAAAGAUCCGUCUGUUAUAAUGACAUGCAUUCAACACAUCAUUGAUUCGCCAAUCAAUGCGACAGAAGAGUCAAUAACUUUGUUGACAACGGAAGACCGGGACGUGUGGGCCAAAGCCAGAGAAGAGUUGAUUAGUUCCAGCGCUCAGAACAAAGAGAACCUGAAUCUAAUCGAUUCCUCGCAAUUCAUCGUAUGUUUAGAUGACAUGAGUCUCGGGCCUAAGAGUCCGGAGAACUUAAUACGAGUCGCGCAUAACUUUCUGCACGGAUUCAGCGAUAAGACCAAAAACUAUGUGAACCGUUGGUUCGAUAAAUCGUUUACAAUACUCAUGACAAAAGACGGUCGACCGGCCGUUAACUUCGAGCACAGUUGGGGCGAUGGGGUCGCUGUCCUUCGCUUCUUCAACGAUGUGUAUCGCGACUCAACACAACACCCGUUCGUUCACCCGAACAGUCCAUUAAAUCGAUCAAUCGAUGUCUCCAAAGAGGUUAAGAAAUUAAAUUUUCAACUCAAUGACAGUCUCAAGGGUUAUGUGAUGGCAGCCAAAAGUAAUCACACGAAGAAUACCGAGAAUCUGACCUUAGAUUUCAUAAAAUAUGACAAAAUGAAUAGAGAUUACUUCAAACGUAAGAAAGUGAGUCCCGAUUCCAUGUUUCAGUUGGGCUUUCAAAUGGCUUUUUACGAGUUAUACUACAAAUUUGUGGCCACAUAUGAGUCGUGUUCGACCUCUGCCUUCAAACACGGGAGGACUGAAACCGUAAGAUCUGCGACAACGGCCACGAAAAACGCUUCGAUUGCUUUCGCUAAACAGCAAAAAGCGAGUGAUUCUGAAUUGAGGCAACUGUUGGACGAAUGCUCUAAAAAGCAUUUCCAACUCACAAAAGAGGCGGCAAUGGGUCAGGGAUUUGAUAGACAUUUGUUUGUUAUGAAAUAUUUGGCUCAAAAGACUGGAAAACCGAUUCCAGAACUAUAUCGAGACAAGAGUUUUGUUGACGCAAAUCAUUACGUGCUCUCGACGUCCACUUUAUUUGGUGAGGCCUUCGAAGCGGGAGGUUUCGGACCAGUCGUGGCCGACGGGUUUGGAUGCGGUUAUGGCUAUACCGAGAAUAUAUUGGGGACUAUAGUGUCGGCGUAUUCUCCGCACAGAAACGGCAAACAAUUUGUCGAUGCGUUUAGCGCUUCACUCGACAAAGUCUAUAAUGUUUUGGAAAAGUUUUAA